AAAAGGAGCUGCUGUCCCAGCACUUCUUCACUCUCUGCUCAGAGCCGCCGACCAGCCGACCAGCAGCCAUGACCUCCUUCUCCAGCCGCAGCAGCUACAUAUCCUCCCCAGUGAGAAGCUCCAUCAUCAUGGCCCCCGCCAUGUCCCACCGAGCCAGCACUGGGGCUGGCAGUGUGUAUGGAGGAGCUGGAGGGUCUGGAGUCCGUGUCUCCAAGGCCUCCUUCGUUUCCUCCGCUGGUGCUGGAGGUGCCUUCAACCUAACUGACCUGGCUGAUGCUGUUGACGUAACUGCCAGUGAGAAAUUCACUAUGCAGAACCUCAAUGACCGCCUGGCCACCUACCUUGACAAGGUGCGCAACCUGGAGAAGGCCAAUGCUGAACUGGAGCUGAAGAUCAGGCAUUUCCUGGACAAUAAAACCUUGCCGGAGGCUCAUAACUACACCAGCUUCAACGUCCGCAUCAAAGACCUCCAAGACCAGAUCAAUGCCGCUGCUCGUGAAAAUGCUCUCGUCAUCCUCGCCAUCGACAAUGCCAAGCUAGCCGCCGACGACUUCAGAGUCAAAUAUGAGAACGAGCUGUCCAUGCAUCAAACUGUCGAUGCUGACAUUGCUGGGCUGAAGAGGGUCCUGCAAGAGCUGACCCUGAGCCGGUCUGACCUGGAGAAGGUGGUGGAGGGUCUGAGAGACGAGCUGGUCCAGUUGAAGAAGAACCAUGAGGAGGACCUGCUGGCUCUGAGGGCCCAGAUGAGAGGACAGGUGAAUGUGGAGGUGGACGCUGCUCCUCAGCAGGACCUGUCCUUUGUGCUGGCUGGAGUCAGAGAGCACUAUGAACAAGUUGCCAGCAAGAACCGCAGAGACCUGGAGGCCUGGUUCCAG
Molecule: messenger RNA, 875 nt
Organism: Plectropomus leopardus (leopard coralgrouper)
Lineage: Eukaryota; Metazoa; Chordata; Actinopteri; Perciformes; Serranidae
Source: RefSeq, a predicted model, not a curated record